AUGGAAGGAGCCAGCAUUUUUUGGACUCAAGAUCAGUUCAGCUGUCCGAUCUGUCUGGAUUUACUGAAGGAUCCAGUGACCAUCCCCUGUGGACACAGCUACUGCAUGAACUGUAUCAGAGACUGCUGGAAUCAAGAUGAUCAGAAGAGAGUUUACAGCUGCCCUCAGUGCAGACGGACCUUCACUCCAAGACCUGCUUUAAAUACAAAUUUGGUGUUAGCUGAAAUGGUGGAGAAAGUGAAGAAGACAAAAAUCCAAACAUCUUUGGAAAAAAUCUGCAGUUACGCUGGACCUGAAGAUGUUGAGUGUGAUGUUUGUACUGGAAGGAAACGUAAAGCUGUCAAGUCAUGUCUGCUGUGUCUAGAGUCUUACUGUCAAACUCACUUUGAGCGCCAUGAGGAAUUUCACUCGGGUAGACGACACAAGAUAACUGGUGCCACUGGACGACUGCUGGAGAUGAUCUGCUCUAAACAUGACAAACAACUAGAAAUCUAUUGUCGUACUGAUCAGCAAUGUAUUUGUUAUCUGUGUGCAAUGGAUGAACAUAAAAACCAUGACACUGUAUCAUCUGUAUCAGAGAGGAUAGAGAAACAGAAACAGUUAGAAGACACACAGAGAACAUUGCAUCAUAGAAUUCAGGAGAGAGAGAAAGAGCUUCAUGAGCUAAAAGAAGCUGUGAAGACACACAAGCUCUCCGCUCAUGCAGCAGUGAAGGACAGCGAGAGGAUCUUCACUGAACUCAUCCGCUCCAUUGAGAGAAGACGCUCUGAGGUGAUACAGAUGAUCAGAGAUCAGGAAAAGGCUGAAGUGAAUCGAGCUGAAGGACUCUUGAAACAAAUGAAGCAGGAGAUCGAUGAUCUGAAAAGGAGAGAUGCAGAGCUGAAGCAGCUUUUACAUUCAGACGAUCACAUCCAUUUCCUACAGAGUUUUCAGUCUCUAUCUGCCCCAAUUGAAACUGGAAAGAGUGUCAGUGCCGGGUCUCUGCUGUCUUAUGAUGACGUGGGAAAGGCUGUCUCUGACCUCAAAGAAAAACUGGAGGACUUCUGCAAAGAAGAGAAUGAAAAAAUAUUUGACAGAGUCACAUACAUCAACAUUAUUCCCAUCAUUGAGCCCAAGACAAGGGAGGAGUUCCUACAAUAUUUCCGUAGGCUCACUAUGAAUGCCAACACAGUAAACAAAUCUAUUCAACUGUCUGAGGAUAACAGGGUGGCAACUUACAGCAAAGAAACCCAGUCAUACCCUGAUCAUCCAGACAGAUUUGAUAAAUUGUAUGAGGUGCUGUGUAGAGAAAGCUUGAGUGGACGAUGUUACUGGGAGGUUAAAUGGAGUGGUACCGAAAGCUUGGGUAUAUCAGUGGCAUAUAAGAGCAUCAAGAGACAAGGAGAGAGAUGUGAGUGUGGAUUUGGAUUGAACGAUCAUUCUUGGAGAUUGUCCUGCACUCCAACCAGUUGCCAAUUCUGGCACAAUAACACACAUACUAAACUCAAUGAAUUUGCCAGGUCCUGUAGAAUAGGAGUGUAUGUGGAUCACAGAGCAGGGAUUCUGUCUUUCUACAGCGUCUCGGACAAAAUGACCCUCAUCCACAGAGUCCAGACCACAUUCACUCAGCCGCUCUAUCCGGGGUUUUUGUUAAAACGCGGCUUGUCAGUGACAUUUCAUAAUUUGACAAAAUAGAUGAUACAAAUAAUAUCACCAUGUGGAGCUGAGGUUUGGUUCUGUGCAUCAGUUGUUGAUUGGAUUUUGAGAUGUGGGUGGAGUACUCAAUUAACGGAGGCAGAUGAAUGCAUGCUUGCAGGGGCAGGGUUUAAGUGAACUAAAUAACUGGAAGUUCAGCAUAUGUUAGGCAAGUUUGCUGAUUCGCAGAAAGAUACAGUUAUGAUAUUUUGAUAAAAAUGUUAAAAAAAUAAACAUAUACUUGUAACAUUAAUUUCACAUGAUCACAUAUAGUGUGUCAAAUAUAUUAUAUUCUUAAACAAAAGUGCAUAUAUAUAUAUAUAUAUAUAUAUAUAUAUAUAUAUAUAUAUAUAUAUAUAUAUAUAUAUAUAUAUAUAUAAAAUAAUAUUUACAGUAAACUGAUUAGUUCAGCUUGUUUGCUCAUAUACAUUUACAAUAUCUACAUUGUAUAGAUCUGCUGCUUACAUCUUUACUUUUAUUGUGAAAUAUAAAUAAAUGUGGUUAUCUUUUUAUUCACAGCAAAAAUCAACUUGAAUAUGUUAGUUGUCAUUUACACUACUUAAGUAAUGUCAAAGUAAAUGACAACUAAAAUAUUUUAGUUGAGUCAAAAAAAGGCAGCGGGCCACACGUUAAUUCAAGUUGAAACUACUUUUGUUUUUUUGCAGUGUUGUCAACAGUUAUUUCAGCAUGAUUUAACAGAUAGUUCACAGUGAAUCCAGGAAAAAAAUUAUCCUGGCAAUAAAAUUUGCAUGCGUGGAUGGAAAGGCAAAUAUUGUGCAGAGAGUAAGUGCUUUUUUGUUUGUUGUACAAUUAUAUUCAAAAUAAACGUCUGAAAUUAU
This is a messenger RNA of Puntigrus tetrazona (Sumatra barb), 2513 nucleotides long. Its product is annotated as tripartite motif-containing protein 16-like. Gene Ontology annotation, molecular function: zinc ion binding; protein binding. The coding region runs from base 1 to 1674 and encodes 557 amino acids. The record is from RefSeq and is a predicted model, not a curated record. NCBI's taxonomy places the organism in Eukaryota, Metazoa, Chordata, Actinopteri, Cypriniformes, Cyprinidae. The transcript has 6 exons.